GUGGAAAAAAUGUUCACACUUAAAGGAAGCCGUUUGCCGGCAGCUGAUGUCAAGAACAUUAUUUUUUUUGUCAGACCCAGGCUAGAAUUGAUGGAUAUAAUUGCAGAAAAUGUGCUCAGGUAUCUCCGAGCUUCUGUUUGGUUCCAGAAAGACUGGUCCUUCUGUUGCAAACCCUUCCCCACCACCCAGUGCACUGGAAGGUGACCUUUUGGAAAACUGGGCCAGGAAUGGAAGAAUGGAAGACAGGAGAUGGGAGAUCUGAGAAGUCCAAGCAGUUGGAGGGGGAUCAUCAUAUAACCCCAUUCUUUUAGGACUUGUAUCAUUAGAAACCAGUUACCAUUGAGGUGACUCAUUGGCAGCACCGUAUGUGUAAGAGUAGAACUGCACUCCAUAGGGUUUUCAUGGCUGUGACCUUUUAGAAGUAGAUUGUACGGUCUUUUUUCUGAGGCACCUCUGUGUGGGUUCAAAUCACCAACUUUUUGGUUAGUAGCCAAGCACAUAACCAUUUGUACCACCCAGGUACUCUGACAGUAGAAAAGAUGCUUGUUAAAAAAAAAAAAAAAAAAAAAACAAGCAUGACAUAGUUUAUGAAGAAAAUGUUCUACAUCCUACUUUGCGAAGACAGACGUGGCCCAGCGAGAGAUUUCCAUAUUCUGUUUGUGCCACGCCGCAGCUUACUGUGUGAACAGCGGCUGAAGGAUCUGGGUGUUUUGGGAUCCUUUAUUCACAGGGAGGAAUAUAGCCUCGAUCUCAUUCCCUUUGAUGGGGAUCUCUUGUCCAUGGAAUCGGAGAGUGCGUUCAAAGAGUGCUACCUGGAGAGUGACCAGACGAGCCUCUACCACGCGGCAAAGGGGCUGAUGACCCUGCAGGCCCUGUACGGGACCAUCCCCCAGAUCUUCGGGAAGGGGGAGUGUGCACGGCAAGUGGCCAAUAUGAUGAUCAGGAUGAAGAGAGAGUUUACAGGAAGCCAAAAUUCAAUAUUUCCUGUGUUUGAUAAUCUCUUGUUGCUCGAUCGAAAUGUGGACUUAUUGACACCUCUGGCUACUCAGCUUACGUACGAAGGGCUCAUUGACGAAAUUUACGGCAUUCAGAACAGUUAUGUGAAGUUACCUCCGGAGAAAUUCACACCAAAGAAGCAGGGUGAUAGCGGUAAGGAUCUUCCCACCGAAGCCAAGAAGCUGCAGCUGAAUUCUGCAGAGGAACUCUACGCCGAGAUCCGAGAUAAAAACUUCAACGCAGUGGGCUCCGUGCUGAGCAAGAAGGCAAAGGUCAUCUCAGCAGCCUUUGAGGAGAGGCACAACGCGAAAACCGUCGGGGAGAUUAAGCAGUUUGUUUCACAGUUGCCCCACAUGCAGGCAGCAAGGGGCUCCCUGGCAAACCACACCUCGAUCGCAGAGUUAAUCAAAGAUGUGACCACUUCUGAAGACUUCUUUGAUAAGUUAACAGUGGAGCAAGAGUUUAUGUCUGGAAUAGACACCGAUAAGGUCAACAAUUACAUUGAGGAUUGUAUUGCCCAAAAGCACCCCUUGAUCAAGGUAUUGAGGCUCGUUUGCCUCCAGUCCGUGUGUAACAGUGGACUCAAACAGAAAGUUUUGGACUAUUACAAAAGAGAAAUUCUCCAGACCUACGGCUAUGAACACAUAUUGACCUUGUACAACCUAGAGAAGGCAGGACUGCUGAGACCACAGACGGGGGGCAGGAACAACUACCCGACUAUUCGGAAAACGUUACGGCUCUGGAUGGAUGAUGUUAAUGAACAAAAUCCCACGGACAUAUCCUACGUGUACAGCGGCUAUGCCCCUCUCAGCGUGCGGCUGGCCCAGCUGCUCUCCCGGCCCGGCUGGCGGAGCAUCGAGGAGGUGCUCCGCAUCCUCCCAGGACCCCACUUUGAGGAGCGGCAGCCACUGCCCACUGGACUGCAAAAGAAACGUCAACCAGGAGAAAACCGAGUCACUCUGAUCUUUUUCCUCGGGGGUGUGACCUAUGCGGAAAUUGCCGCUCUGCGGUUUCUCUCCCAGCUGGAGGAUGGAGGGACCGAGUAUGUAAUCGCCACCACGAAACUAAUGAAUGGAACCAGUUGGGUAGAGUCGCUAAUGGAAAAGCCCAUCUAGAGUGUUCCAAGCAGACUUAACAAGUGAGCUGCAGAAUAAGCCAGCGCUUUGAAGAAGUUGCUGAAAGGAAGUGAAGCAAGCCACAUGGGAGAAAAACGGAAGAAUACAGAGUUUACUUUGGGGUCAGCUUCUUAAAUUAUACUGCUAUUUUCUCCUUUCUGUUUCUCUUUUCUGUUCCCAAUAUUUUGGAGAAAGAAGCAUAGAGGAGACUCAAGUUGGGUAGAAGAAGCACCAGUUUUGAAUUUUCUUAAUUCAGGACCCUCAUUAGAAGUCUCUGGAAAUGCAUUGAGGACAGUGGGGAUAUAGCCCACAGGGCCACGUAAGUUGGGCCAGUUCUUAAGACGGCAAGGACUGAGGCACUAAGAAUGAAAAUAGAUGUGAAAAGUCUCACCCCCGCUAAAGAGUGCUGUAUUUCUACAAGGUAUGUCUUACUCAACGACAAUAACAGGUGUCCCUGGGGCUAGGGCUAAUGUUAUCACUGGACUGAGAUCCUUUUUCUUCCCUGCAGAGCUAUGGGACUUUAUAUUUCGUGUCUCCAGUCUCUGUCUUACCUGCUCUUUAAGGCAAGUUUUGUUUUCUUUCGCUUCUUAUGAAGCAAGAGUUUUGGGGGAGCUUUUCUAAUAAAAACAAAGUUUGUGAUCUCAUAAGGUAAAUCUGUGUAGUUCCAUACCUGUUAAAGGUGUUUUACAUUGAAACAAAAAACCAAACCAAACUCAUUGCCAUCGAGUCAUUCCAACUCAUAGCAACCCUAUAGGACAGAGUAGAACUGCCCCCAUAGGGUUUACAAGGUUGUAGAUCUUUGCAGGAGCAGACUGCCACAGCUUUCCCCCUCAGAGCAGCUGGUGGGUUAGAACUGCUGACCUGUCAGUUAGCAGCUGAGCACUAACCACUGCACCACCAGGGCUCUUUCAUUGGGGAGCUACUUUCUGGUAAUUUAACCAUUCAAAGACUGUUAGCGCACACAUUAUCAACUCGAAGCAGUUUCUGUGGUAGGUGCCUCUGUUGAGGUUUCAGUAUCCCUCUCUGCCUGUCGUGGGUCCCAGCCCCCAGCCAGGCCCACUUCGGGCAGCAGUGACUCUUGCUUCUUCGGCUUCUCGACGCUCCGUCUCUGUGGUAAUUGCCCACAUGGGCUUCUCUAGCAGUCUGCGGCCGUUCAUACUCAACUUCAUGGAUCUGUUUUGCUUGAAAACACCCAGCUCUGUUUUAGUCCCUAGUAACCUUGGCCCCCCAGCACAGCUGGUCAAUGAUCUUGGUAUCCAGUGCCACUGUUAGGCUGUGGCGGAGAGGAGCAGGGUGUUGAUCAAGAAGUUGGAGAUGUGUGCAUCUUCCCUGUCUGCCUUCUAUCCCGCAUCCCAUUGUCGGGAGCAGUCAAGGGUCCUUCCCUAGGUCUCCAGCUAAAUUAGCGCUGGGCAAGGGACUGAGGUUCCCCGCUUUGCUAGGAGACCAAGUCAGUGUCCUUUCUUAGGUGCAGUUCCUCUUAUUAAUUAGUAACCACUAGUUUUUUUUCCUCAGUGGAUUUCUGUUGGGUACAGAAAGGUGCAGGGCUGGGCAAUGUUUUGUUCUGUUGUACACAAGGUCACUGUGUGUGAGAACAUACUCAACGGUAUACCUAACAACAACAUUGUGUUACGUGUGAAACAGAAAUCCUGUUAUUUAAAAAUCUCUUUAGCAGGUCUCUGGGCUGCAUAAGUGAUUUGCACUCAACUACUAACCUAAAGGUUGGCAGUUUGAACCCUCCAGUGGCACUGUGGAAGAAAGGCCUGACAACCCGCUUCCAUAAAGAUUAUAGCCAAAAAAUCCUAUGAAGCAAUUCUGCUCUGUAAUGCAUGGGGUUGCCAUGAGUUGGAAUGGACUUGACAGCAAUGAGUUUUAAUAUAUGAAUGAAGAGUGGAAGAGGUAAUAUUUAAAAGCUUUGUCUCUCAUGGAAUUAAUUUGCUUGCUUGACAUUCAAUAUUUGAAAAUGUCUUAAAGAAAACUAUUCCUGUUAUAGAAAAUCCUUUCUCUGGUACUUGUUAUCCCAGGGAGAUUAGUUUAUACCUUCCAGCCCCAGCAGUUGUCAGCCACAGCUGCCUUAGAGAAUGAGAUCCAACUUUUUCUUCAAUGUUUUUGGCUCCUGGGAUUCAGUUCAAGUCUGGUCAAGUCUCCUUGGCUGGGGCUUUUGUCCUGUGAACAGACACGCAGUUGUAGUCUCUUGUGUCUGCAUUCACUUGUGACUCUAUGCUUGCUUGCUCAGAGCAUAGCAAGGUCAGCUCCUAAAAAUGGGUUCAGCAGAAGACUUGAAAACAUCAAUUGCUUGAUUGGUAUGCAAACAGAAACCUUUGGAUAAUUAAACAUUACACUCCAUUGUGUAAGUUCAUUUAAUACUUGAAGCGCUCUUUGUCUCGGGAGUAUACUCUUACUGAGAGAGGGUAUGUGAAUGGUAUAUUUAUUCUUGGAGAAGGUGGAUUGUUUACAUCUUGUCUGGCCUUUUGUCUGGUUGGGUAGACAGUUCUACUAUACCCACAGUCCCCUUAAUAAAGAUGUCUACAUGGACAAUGUUUUGUGUCUUACUAUAUCGUUUGAAAUUUUAGCCAACAGAGAAUAAGUAUCUGAACUGUAGUUUUAACUGGGUUAAAAGCAAGAGAGUAAUGGUUAAAAGAGGAAGGAUUGAAAACAGCACAUUAACUGGUGGCGAGCUUGGUGUCUUCCUCUUCCUUUCUAGCCCUGUCCUCACUGGAAGUAUGAUUAAUAUGACCUGCUGGCCUGUCUCCUGUUGUUCUUGAUUGUGCAUUAAAGAUAAGCCUGUUACCAGGAGGAUGCAUUUGUGUUCAGCAGAGCUGCAUAGAAGAAGAAAAUACUUUUUUAAAAAAUACCAAAAUGAACUGGGUGUCUAAAGCAGACAGGAAGAGGUGCUGUGAUAAAGACGGCAAGGCAGAGAAAUGUAGAAGUCAUGUAGACCAUCUUCUUCAGACUGUGAAUGACGCUCGGAGCCUGAUAUAUUCAGUCAGGGCAUUUAUUUCCUAGGGCUGCCAUAACAAAUUACCACAAACUGGGUGGCUUAAAACAGAAAUUUAUUCUCUCAUACUUUUGGAGGCUACAGUUGUUAUAUGUCGUUGAGUAAAUUCCAACUCAUAGCGACCCUGUAGGACAGAGUAGAACUGUUCCGUAGGGUUUCCAAGGCUGUAACCUUUACAGGAGCAGAUCGCCAGGCCUUUUCUCCCUCGGAGCCACUGGUGGGUUCAAACUGCCAACCUUUCGGUUUGCAGCUGAAUGCUUUAACCGUUGUACCACCAGAUCUCUUUGGAGGCAAGUCUGAAAUCAAGGUGUUGGUAGGGUGGUUUCUACUGGAGACUCUGAGGAAUAAUCUGUGUCAUGCGUCUCUCUUAGCUUCAGGUCAUUGCCAGCAAUCCUCAGCGUCCCUGGACUUACACGUGUAUAACUGCAGUCUCUGCCUCCAUCAUUACGUGGUGUUCUCCUCUGAGCCUUCUUCACAUGCGUUCUCUCUGUGUCUUAUAAGGACACCAGUGGUUGGACUUAGGGCCCACCCUAAUCUAGUGUCUUAACUGGAACCCAACUUAACUUACAUCUGCAAAGACCCUAUUUCCAGAUAAGGUUGCAUUCACAGAUAUUAGGGUUAGGGCUUUAACAUGUAUUUUGUGGGACACAAUUCAACCUCCGACAGCAUAGCUUAAAGAUGAUGUAGAAAAUAGAGGAUACCUUUUUGUCAGGCAACAAUCGAUGAAAAAAGCAGUAAUGGAAAAUUUCUCUGAUCCUCUUACUUCAAAAUGGAUUCAUUUGAACUUCACGCCACAUAGUGUAGUUUCAGUUACUCCGCUGUUACAGAAUGACCCAGACUGGGUGGUGACUAGAGGCUGCAAAGGCUAGAACCCAUACCUGCCUUGGGAUACACAUUUGAAGGGUACAAGAGUGAAGAGGGCACAGAAUCAGGCCUAUUGUAACAGGUGUUUUUUCUUUGUUAGCUGUGGAGUCGGAUGAGGUAUAAAGGUAUACAGCUCAUCCUCACUUUCUUCCCUGUGACUGGAGGACACAGAGGCCCCUUGGAUGACCGGUUCUCUGGGGGAGCAAUUACUCCAGCAGGCUUCCUGAGCAGCUGGGUAAUGCUCUGCUCCUGUUUUCAGCCAGGCUGCGGCUGAGGCAGUGAUUUGAUAAUGAGAGAGCCUGAUCGGAUUAGGGAGCCAUUUGCUUCUGGAUGAUGAUGUUGAUAAAAGGGUUGAUGUCCACGCUGCCUGCUUUUUUAAAGGGUCAGAAAAGUAUUCUUUAACUACUACAAAAAGCAAAAUAGCCAGAAGCAGCAUAAAGUUUGUGCUUUCUUUCCGUUGUUACAUCUGUGAAACAGGCUUUUUGUUUGCUGAAAUCUUGACUGGCACCACUUGCCUCGUAUUUGGAGAAGGUGAAGUAGGUAUAUUGGGAAGAUGCUUGUAUCAUGAGUCUCUGAACUGCUAAACUGUACAAAUUAGACUCAAGCACUCUGGAGCUUGUGGCUCUCACACGCAUGCUCGCUGUUGCAGGCUUUUUAAGACAGCAGCUUUUGCUAUACUUGGACAGUCAUAAGUGAAUGUUGUUCAGUGAUUCUUCUGGUCCCCAGACUCCGAGUAGGAGGGGGCUGCUCUCAGUGUGAACUUGUUAGGGAAAGAACUAUUUGGUGAUAUUCCAUCUGCAGUGUUUAGAAAAGCAAGACAAGAAGGGGCUUGAAAUACCCCCUAGUGUACUGCUUUCUCAGCCCACCUAAGUCAAGGGCUUUGACAACAACUGCAGAGCCUGUGAGCUGUGGCAGAGACACCAGCGAGGGUGGGCAGGGUUGCCAAUGCCUCGCCUGGCCUGGGAUCGCCUGUGCGCAGCUCCCUAAUAGCCCAGGGACCACGCGGAGGUUGUAAUUGGUCUCUGGACCACACCUAGUUGGCAAGCGCAGCUGCUGCUUGAAAACCCCACAGCUCUACCCAGAUUGCUGGAGCGUGCACAAGCCUGCCUUCGAGCACCAGACGGAGACGAGCCCAGGAGCUGUGGCGGUGGAGGAGUUCUGGAAACUUUGCCGAGUGAGUGAACGGGGGACAGAGGGAAGCUAAUGGCGGUCACUAAGGGGAGCUGCUGGGCAGGGCAGCGAUGGAGGUAAAGAGCUGGUUUCUGAUCUCUACCAUCUGAGUCCAUCUGUUGUGCAAGGCAGCAGGGCUGGGACGGAUGCAGAAGAGUGAGGUAAGGACAGAGGUAAGGACAGAGAGGAGCCCAAGAUCCAGGGGAUGGCCACCACUUGGCACCCUAGCAGUCUUAGCUGGUCCAGAAGGGCAAAACCCAUGGACCCCAAGCGAAGAUCCUUAAACUGCGUAUUAACAGGCCUUGGGGCCAGGAGGAUCGCAGAGGGUCUCCAAUAAGAGCUGCUGCCUUCCCCCUGCCCUAGUGGGUCUUUCCUUUCUCUUACCGUCCCCAGCAGGGCCGACAGCGGGGGCUGCAGCCUGACUGAUGGGAAAGCUUCCCUCCAGCCUGGAGCCAACAGCCCAUUAGCAGCACUCACAGCAUUAAAAAUGCAGGAGUUGGGUGGAGGAGAGGGA
Molecule: messenger RNA, 7654 nt
Organism: Loxodonta africana (African savanna elephant)
Lineage: Eukaryota; Metazoa; Chordata; Mammalia; Proboscidea; Elephantidae
Gene: VPS33A
Product: VPS33A core subunit of CORVET and HOPS complexes
Exons: 11
Coding region: 588-2111 (507 amino acids)
Biological process (GO): vesicle-mediated transport; intracellular protein transport
Cellular component (GO): lysosome; CORVET complex
Source: RefSeq, a predicted model, not a curated record